Molecule: messenger RNA, 1088 nt
Organism: Bolinopsis microptera
Lineage: Eukaryota; Metazoa; Ctenophora; Tentaculata; Lobata; Bolinopsidae
Product: acyl-CoA-binding protein-like
Exons: 4
Coding region: 312-605 (97 amino acids)
Biological process (GO): fatty acid metabolic process
Molecular function (GO): fatty-acyl-CoA binding
Source: RefSeq, a predicted model, not a curated record
ACUGCGGUCUAUACAGCACGAUCAAGCCAAAGUAAUAACUAAUACGGUUAUUGUAGCGGAGGCAGUGCACGUGCUCUGAUUGUGACUUUACCCCCGUGGUAUCUGUAUAGCAUUGUGUCCGCUAUUGUAUCGCUCCUACACCCUGUAAAUGCUUGAUUGGUCGAGUCUUCGUACUAGUAGAACAAUAGCGGUGGCUUUUCUCCACAAGCCAAACUUUGAGUUUACUGACCGUUACUGUGUUUGUUCCGUUGCGUCUCUGAUUACAUUCAAUUUGAAGUGGAGAUACCCGCCAGUACAGUUCAGCUUUAAUAAUGACAGACACCGCAGCUCUAGUCAAGGAGUUUGAAGCAGCUUGUAAGAGUAUAGAGAACGCGGGGGAACCCGUGCGAACCAAGAUAAGUAUGAGGGACCUACUAGAACUGUACGCUCUCUUCAAGCAGUCCAAAGUAGGCGACUGCAAUACAGCUCGGCCGAGAUACCCAAACUUUAAAGGAAUGUCGCAGUGGGACGCCUGGAAGAGUAAAACAGGGAUGACAAAAGAGGAAACGAUGACAGGUUACUGUGAUCUUGUGAAGAAUAUAUUCAUAACAAUAGAGUCCGAGUAGUGUUUAAUAUUGUUUAUUAAUUGCACACUCAUGUGCGACCAAAAUAAGAUAGAACUAUAAUGAGCUCACAAACACCAAGGUUUAAAUAAUGCAAUGUAUUUAAAACACUUUAAGUUUUAUUUCUUUAUGUGUGACUGCAGUGAUGAAUUUAGUCGUUUUAUACGGCAGUUUGCCAUUUUGAAAAAUUACGUUCUAAGCUGUGAUCUCAGAACGGUGCUUUUCCAUUUUCGUGGGACAAACCUUGAUGAAAAAGUUUUGCGUUAAUGCUUAUCAUGUCUAUAAGUAUAUUUUAAAUGUGAUGGGCAGUCAAUGGUAACCUUAGAUUUAGAAUUGCGACGCUCGAAAACAUUGCAGCUUAUUAUGAUAUUAUGAUACGAUGUCUGAGCGCUGUUUGACGGCAUUAAGCUUUUACUUUCAAUUUAUUAUUUGUUUAUAUUUAAGGGUUGUGACUAGUCCAUUUUGAAACUGACAUUUAAGUAAUUG